AUGACGGGUGAAGUUCAGAGCUCUCCUUACGACAGCCCGCACGACCAAGAUGGAGACGUAGAGGAGAAGAGGAGUACCGACCAAGGGGAGGGCAGCGUCACAACCACGGACAUCAAGCCACCACCGGACCGCAGCCGGGUCCAGACCAUCAUCCUGAUGCUAGCGCUCUGCAUGGCCGUCUUCCUCGCGGCCCUCGAUGCCGUCAUCAUUACAACGGCUCUUCCGACCAUUGCCCGGGAAGUUGGAGCCUCGGACUCGGGCUUCGCCUGGAUCGGCGCCGCGUACCUGCUCGCCAACGCCGCCUCGGUCCCACUCUGGGGUAAAGUCAGCGAUAUUUUCGGUCGGAAGCCGAUUCUCGUCAUCGCCAACGUGGUGUUCAUGGUGGGCAGUUUGGUGUCGGCGCUCGCAGGAACCCUGACGAUGCUCGUCGGCGGACGUGCCGUGCAAGGCCUCGGGGGUGGCGGGCUGAUGGCGCUUGUCAACAUUACUAUCGGAGACCUCUUCAGCCCGCGGGAACGGGGCAUGUACUUUGGCAUGGUGGGCGCGGUUUGGGGACUCGCCAGUGGCAUUGGGCCUCUCAUCGGCGGCGGGCUGACGGAGAACAUCUCGUGGAGAUGGUGCUUCUGGAUCAACCUACCCAUAUCCGGGGUGUCCCUCCUCAUCCUGGUCUUCUUCCUCCGUGUCCAUACACCAAAGACGCCUCUGUUCAAGGGUCUGAUGGCGAUCGACUGGCUCGGUACACUCACGUUCACCGGCGCGACGUUGAUGCUACUCCUCGGGCUGCAAUUUGGCGGGCUCCGGAACCCUUGGGGCUCUCCGACGGUCAUCUGCCUCAUCGUCUUUGGCUGCGUCACCUACGCCGUCUUUGCUCUCGUCGAGCGCUUCGCAAAGUACCCUCUGAUGCCAGGCUCGCUCUUCCACGACAGAUCGGUCGUCUUCUGCUACGUCGCCAACUUCUGCCACGGCCUGGGGUUCGCAGCCAUCGCCUUCUUCCUGCCGCUCUACUUCCAGACGGUCCUCGGCGCGAGCCCGAUCCAGUCAGGCGUGUGGCUACUCGCGACGGCGAUUCCGCUGGCGGUAUGUACUAUUGGCGUCGGCGUGACGAUUAAGAAGACGGGGCGGUACGCCGAGAUCAUACGCGUGUCCAUGGCUCUCACGGCCAUCGCAUUCGGGCUGUUCGUUACGCUGCCGCCGCGACGCGACUGGCCGCGGCUGAUUCUCUUCCAGUUGUUGGGGGCGCUGGGCAUCUCGCCAAACCUGCAGGCGCUGCUGAUUGCGCUGCAGGCGCUGGUGAGGCCGAUGGACGUGUCGGCGGGGACGGCCAUGUUUGCGGUUGUGAGGCACAUCGCGCUCGGGAUCGGCGUGGUCGUCGGGCAGGUCAUCUUCCAGAGCGUCAUGGGGCGGCACGAGCAGGACUUACUGGACGCCGGGGUUCCAGGGGAUGUUGCGGCGAGCCUCGGGAGCGGGUCGACGAUUGCGGCGCACGAGAUGAUAGAGGGGUUGAACGUGCGGCAGAGGGAGGUAGUCCAAGCGGCGGUGACGGACAGCAUCAGCAAGCUGUGGAUCUUCUUCUGCGUUGCGUCGGGGGUUGGUUUGGCGGCAACAUUCUUCAUCAGGCAGGUCGAGUUGAGUCGAAUGCAUACGGAAACGAAGACGGGGCUGGAGGCGGAGGAGGCAAAGGUUGUCGAGGGCCGGAGGGCGAGAGGGGGGGCAAGGCAUGGCGAGGUCUGA
Molecule: messenger RNA, 1731 nt
Organism: Colletotrichum spaethianum
Lineage: Eukaryota; Fungi; Ascomycota; Sordariomycetes; Glomerellales; Glomerellaceae
Product: efflux pump dotC
Exons: 1
Coding region: 1-1731 (576 amino acids)
Biological process (GO): transmembrane transport
Molecular function (GO): transmembrane transporter activity
Source: RefSeq, a predicted model, not a curated record